Scophthalmus maximus (turbot) is the source of this 4038-nucleotide messenger RNA. Its product is annotated as GEM interacting protein. Gene Ontology annotation, biological process: negative regulation of GTPase activity; signal transduction; activation of GTPase activity. Lineage: Eukaryota; Metazoa; Chordata; Actinopteri; Pleuronectiformes; Scophthalmidae. Gene Ontology annotation, cellular component: plasma membrane. Gene Ontology annotation, molecular function: GTPase activator activity. The record is from RefSeq and is a predicted model, not a curated record. The coding region runs from base 224 to 3367 and encodes 1047 amino acids. The transcript has 21 exons.
GCUACGAAAGGGGGAAUCAUUGUGAGAGCACAAACGGCUGCAAGCUCAGAGCUGCAUGCUUAUAAUAUAUCAUAAGUGUGUCGGUGGAUGUACCAAGUGCAGUGCAGAUUUCCUGCCACCUCACCCACACGGUUUCUCAUUGUGUAGUGUAGUGUGUCGCAAAAGGGUAGAUGAUGUAUGAGCGGUCUUGGUAGGGUGUUGCAGUUGUGGUAAUAGUGUAGAAAUGGAAGAAGAUCAAGUGCCAAACCAGGUUUCCUCUCAAGCCACAGAUGUGAAAAAGGUCCCAUACAAAUCUGAAACCAAGCGAUACAGUGAGAUCUUCAGAGAUUUUGAUAAUCUUGAUUUAUCUUUAGUCUCGUCUGCAGAGGAGGAUCUACUGGCAGACAUUGAAUCGCAGUCCAUCUCAGAAUCCAUCACUCCAGAACAUGCAGAGCUCAGAGACCAACAUGACGUGUCUAGUGAAGAUGCCUUUUGUCCGCAGAGUCGCUCCGAAGCCAGUGAACAAGAUGGAAACCCAUCAGCCCAGGACGCAGACCUGGCCCUCUGUCGCUGUGAGGAUGGCGUGGAGACGGCCUUGCAGUACGCCAAGAUGUGGUGCCGCUAUGCCAAAGACAUACUUGCUUGGAUGGAGAAGAGAAUCACUUUAGAACAAGAAUUUGCAAAAAAUGUCAUAAAGACAGCCGAAGGAGCAAAAGCCAAUGUGACACAGCAGGAGAUGAUGCCUUUGCAGUAUAUCUACACCAUGGCGCUAGAGCAAGACGUCAAGAACAGUGUGAACUCGAAAAAGACUUCUGAACUGCUACAUAACCGCUGUUACCAAGCCUUGGCUGCCAAGAAGAAUGAGAUCGACAAGUGGCGCAGAGAGUUUAAGGAGCAGUGGACAAAAGAACAGAGGAGGAUGAACGAAGCAGUGACGGCUUUUAAAAAGGCUCGGCUUCUGUACUUCCAACGCUGUGAUGAGCUAGAAAAGGCUAAAGCUGUCAAGGCUAAAGCUGUGGACGACACUGUUGGAAUCAAAACACUGGAUAAGAGGAGGAAGUCUAAAGAUGAAGCUCAGACUAAGGUGUUUGAGGCAGAGCUUCUGUACAGACAGUGUGCAAGUGAUGCCCAGAUCCACCAAGAUGAGUUGGUGAGGGUCAAAGAGAGAAUCAUUUCUCACAUUCGCAAGCUCAUCUGUCAGGGAGACACUGUGCUCAAGGAGGCCACAGUCAACAUGUUUUACUACCAGCGGCAGCAGACGGAGCCUGUUCCCCUCGGCUACCACAACCUGGAGCUCACCUGCAGGUCCCUGGAGCCUGGCGAGCCCUACAUGCUCUACAUCCUCAGCAAGCGCCGUCUCGAGCAACCUCUGCAAGUCUUUACCUUUCAGGAGUAUGUUCCUCAGGGCAAAGGGAACAAACGAAAAACCAGCAAUCCUCUCAGUUCCCUGCUGGACUCUUCACCUGUGACAGAUGACAGCUCUUACAGAAGAUACAGUGAUGGCAGGAAAUCGGGGUACAGUGACAGUGAGAGUUUUGGGGGUAGUUUGGAAUCCCUGUCCAGCCCUGCUCACAGUAAUAGGAGGCUACCGAAAACCGCAUCCACCUUAACGGUGUCAUCGGACGACCUGGACGAGCGGGAUAUGGCAUCAGAAUCAGAGUACAUUGAUGUGCAACAAGUCAAAGUGCGCACGCUUUCGCGAGCUGCACUGACACACCGACUCAGGAAGAUGAAGAGCAAGAUGGUCAAAUGCAAGCAGUGUGACAACUACAUUGUUGUCACUGGGGUUGAAUGUGAGGAGUGCGGGGUGGCUUUGCACAGGAAGUGCAUGGAGGUGUGCCAGCUAGAGUGUGAGCACAGGAAAGGGACUGUGUUCGGAGUGGACCUCUCUCUGCUGCCACGUGACAGGCCAGAUGAGGUGCCCUUCGUGGUGCUGCACUGCACAUCUGAGAUCGAGAGCCGUGCUCUCACGGUCCAGGGGGUGUACCGUGUGAGUGGAUCCAAGCCUCGCAUCCUGAAGCUCUGUCAAGCCUUUGAGACGCAAAAGGAGCAGGUGGACCUCUCUGACCUCUCACCUCAUGACAUCACCUCCAUCCUUAAGCACUUCUUCAAGGAGCUCCCGGAGCCCUUACUAACCUUUGACCUGUACAAUGACUUCAUUGCUGUGGGAAAGACAAUUCAGCACCUGAGUGAAACGGAGCAGGCACCAGACACUAAUGAUAUAAACAGCAUCAUUCACAACCUCCAGAUGCUACUACAGAAACUUCCCCCAUAUUGUUACAGCACUUUGCAGCAUGUGAUGUCCCACCUUCAUACAGUUUCAGAAAACUACGAGAACAAGAUGUCGCCUGGCAAUCUUGGUAUUGUGUUCGGCCCAACACUAUUGCGCCCUCUUGUGUCUACAGACGUGUCAAUGAUUGCCCUGCAGGAGACCAGUUACCAGGCGGUGCUUGUUGAGUUUCUCAUCACACACCAUGACACCAUUUUUGGCCUUCAGCAGAGGCCCAGUACGCCCCCUCCCCCAGUCCCCACUGCGCCUCUUCCAGUCACCCCUCCAAGAGCUUCCUGUCCCCUGGUUGGAGACGUUUACAGCAGCCCAGAACAUGAACAUGAAAACUCCUCCAGAGAGCGGCCACACUCACUCGAAAGUCGAACAAUCAAGAGAGAGUCAAGCGAGGGUUAUAUAUCUGACAAGUCUUCAUCCAAUGAGGCAGUGGACCAGCUCAGCGCUGAAGCCAAUGAGAGAGCAGUCCUGGCUAUAAGAGGGGGCUCGACUUGUUAUCAGAGUGAGCCGGUGGGAGAACCAGACUCUGAUUUGGGGGCCCAGCAAUGCUAUCGCUUCACAAGGCAACCUGUGAAGUAUUACCGGCACCAUAACCCAGGAACACGACUCUCCAACCCUGGGGGUCGUGCAGCCAGACAACCUGCAGCCCCAGUGAGGAGUGAUCCAGGAAGUGCUGACAGCAGCCCCAGCUCUUCUCCAGAGCAUGCCCCACAGAGACUUCCCCGAAAGGUCCACUUUGAGAACACUCUCCUUCCCCUCCACUCCACCAUGGACGCAGAGAGUAAAGUGGAUGUCCCGCUAAGCCCCCGCGAGGUUGCGCAGUACAUGUUGGGACUGGACUCAACAUUUUCAUCAACUGUAACGGUGACAUCACUUGGUACAACACAGGCGGCCUCUCAGGAGGAAGCAGCAGAGUGUCAAGCUGAUCUGAAUACAAAUCUGUCCAAUAACAGACAGAGCGCUGCACAGAGUCAGGCUCGGUGUCACUCACCACCAAAGACACCUCUUACUGAGUACAACCUGACUGCACCAGCCCAGAAGAUCCUGUCCGGUUUGAAGCUGAGACGCUGCCACUCGGGAAAAGAUGAGCAGCUCUUUGUCUGAGGAAAAAUAGAAAAUCUACAGACAGUUCCCAUGCAUACUGGAGAUCCGUAAUAUCACUGUUGUUGUGUGUAAUGACUUUUACUCGCAUCAAAAUUCAUGCAUUUAUCAAGAAUAAAUUGCUCCUACAUUUAACGCACAAAUAUCUGAAGUUUAACUGUCUACAGAAAGUUACCAAACUCACAUUUGGGUCACUGGAACCCAGUUGAAAAGUUCAGGUAUGAUGCUCACCGGGAUGCCACAACCUUAUUCCCAUCAACCCUCUAUAAGAUUUUGAUCUGUUGACCAUCCAGCUGUCUAAAACCCACAAGGACACAAGAUGCAAACUGGCACAUAUGUUUCUAGAUCUUCCUGGUUUUGUCCCAAACACACAACAAUGUAAAUCUGCAAAAUCCAAAUACCAUCAAGUGUUUGUGUUCUAUUUUUUACGGUUAUUUUUUUUUAUCUACUUGAGCUUUUAAAUGUUUUAUGGGCUCCAUAUGAACAUUUUUUAUAGGGCGUAAACAAAGAUAUACUGAGUGUUUCAUAAUAGUCAAGUUAUCUUUACAUUUUUUUGUUUUGUUUUAUGCACCUUUCCUGUUUCAGCACAAGGGGGCACACUUCUCCCAGUGUGAGGAGAAAAUAUGCCUAACACAAGAGCCGAGGAGCAAUAAACCAUUUAUUUUUAAUUACAA